Messenger RNA from Purpureocillium takamizusanense, 990 nucleotides. RefSeq lists its product as uncharacterized. The record is from RefSeq and is a predicted model, not a curated record. The coding region runs from base 1 to 990 and encodes 329 amino acids. NCBI's taxonomy places the organism in Eukaryota, Fungi, Ascomycota, Sordariomycetes, Hypocreales, Ophiocordycipitaceae. The transcript is spliced from 2 exons.
AUGGAACCUUUGCCAGUUCCCACGUCGCACGGAGGCGAGCUGCACAAUGCGCUGCACGAAGCCGACGGCCUCCAGCAAGACGUCGCCGUCGAAGCGCUCGCCGCCUGUGUCAUCACACCACGCUACACAAUCGCACACGUCCGCCUCGAACGCGAACAGCCGAGACAUCGUCGAAUUCCCGCGCGUUUCCGCUGCUACGUGCCCUCGCCACUGGUCCAGUGCUGGAGCCAGGACAGCGUGCCCACGCCGCCCCCAUCGGAACACAACUCGAGCUGUUCAAGCCCCAGCCGCCACGACGACAACGACGACGAGACAUCGAUCGCUGCAAGACACAAUAGUCCUUCUGGCCAUGGACUUGAGAGCCCCCAUGUCUUUCAAUACUCUCAGCUGGUUGUCGAAGAAGACAGCUCCGAUGAGACGGGAGGCUGGCCGCUCGGCGAGGAGGGCGUUAACGGAGCGAUGAGCGAAGGGGAGAUGAUGAUGCCUCAAGGAGGUGCGGGCGAGCUGACGAUGAGGCCUGAUGCGGACUACGCGACCAUUUUCCACGAGUUGUCUCUCGCAGAAUUGAAGCACAAGCAGCGUCGGCAGCUGCACGACCACCACCAGUUUCACCACCAUCAUCACAUUCAGCAACCCGUGCCACAGCACACGCAACGACGUCCCACGAUCCUCCAGCCACCCAUCGGAAGCGGCCGCCCCGAGGUCGUCGCCGCGGACAUCGCACGGCCCCUGGGCCCGGUGCCCUGUCUUCGGACCCCCACCAACGGAUGGCCGGAGUAUCCCCCGAGCGAGCCUUUGCAGCAGCUGGACCAGUGCGGCCCUCGCAUCGAGCAAGAACAAGUCUAUGGACUUCCACCAUGGCAUGGGGCCUUGAACGAAAGGAUCAUUGACGCGGAACUUAUCGGGUUUGGUGCUGGACUUGGACUACGUGUCGCCCCGUAUGCGGAAGGGUCUGCCAUGCAACGCACGAACGAAGAAGGAGAAAACUAA